Penicillium angulare is the source of this 243-nucleotide messenger RNA. RefSeq lists its product as uncharacterized. The coding region runs from base 1 to 243 and encodes 80 amino acids. The record is from RefSeq and is a predicted model, not a curated record. NCBI's taxonomy places the organism in Eukaryota, Fungi, Ascomycota, Eurotiomycetes, Eurotiales, Aspergillaceae. The transcript is spliced from 2 exons.
AUGACCAAGCGGAUUUCUCAGCCUCGCAACAUUUUCGUCGCCUCUGGCGAGUUUUCAAGAAUAGUAUCCCUCAUCGACCUCCAGUCGAUUUCCGUUCUCCCUACAUUUCUCCAGGCCCAAUGGCCAGUCUUUCUCAAACCCCCACAGAACCACGAUUACGAGAAGGGGAUAUUUGAGGUGAAACUGCGCGAUGAUUUCGAUACCCUAGGUAAGGAUGGCAAGAUGUUUGCAAUGCGCAAAUAG